Messenger RNA from Telopea speciosissima, 4210 nucleotides. RefSeq names its product protein ENHANCED DOWNY MILDEW 2-like. Bases 201 to 4190 code for a protein of 1329 amino acids. Lineage: Eukaryota; Viridiplantae; Streptophyta; Magnoliopsida; Proteales; Proteaceae. The transcript is spliced from 20 exons. The record is from RefSeq and is a predicted model, not a curated record.
AAGAGGAGAGCCAUUCGUACUUCAAAUUUCGCAACUGCUGAACCACUGAACCCUAACCUCACGACGACGUUCGUGAUUCCGGCCAUUCCUACGGGAGACGGCAUUACUUGAUUCCAUUCCGGCGACUCUCCGGUGAGAGGUUGCAAAGUAAGGGUGUGAUUGGCAGUGGUUAUCUUUCUGCCCUCUGAAUUGGUUAAACAAUGUCUUCUUCAGAUGGGGAGGAUGAGGCUGUGCCACAGUCUGUUGCAAAUUAUCAUUUUGUAGAUGACAAGGAUGAACCUAUUACAUUUUCUGUUUUGCCUAUUCAGUGGAGUGACAAUGAGAGCCCAGAAUUUACAAAAAAGCAGAUCUUUUUGCACGGGACAGCGGAUGGGUUUCAGAAAAUCUAUAAGCAGGUUAUAUCAUGGAAGUUCGAACUUUCGGAUGCACAGCCUGAGAUUUCAGUGCUUUCCAAGGAGAGAAAUUGGAUUAAUCUCCAAAAGCCAAGGAAGAGUUUUGAGGAUACAAUCAGGACAAUCUUGAUCACGGUGCAAUGCCUUCACUUUGUGAGGAAGAAUCCAGAUACAUCUAGCAAAUCCUUGUGGGAACAUAUUCGGAAAGUUUUCUGCUCAUAUGAUGUCCUACCUUCUGAGAAUGACCUGUUGGAUAACAUGCUUGUAAUUCGGGCAGCUGUUCAAAGAGACAAUAAAUUGGCAAAAUCGAAGUAUCUACUUACAUUUCUUGAGGAGAAGCCCAGGAAGAGGAGCUUAGAUGAGGAUGGUUUGCAGGAUGUUCAAUGUGGUUCAGACGCAAAAAUACGUAAAUUUAUUGUUGACGAUGAAGAUAUGGAAGGAGAUGAAUCUGAUGAAGAGAAUGACCUUUUUGAUUCUGUUUGUGCUUUUUGUGAUAAUGGUGGUACCAUUUUGUGUUGUGAAGGGAGGUGCUUGAGGUCAUUUCAUGCAACCAGAAAGGAUGGUGCUGAGUCUCAGUGUGAAUCCCUUGGUUUAUCCAGGUUUCAGGUGGAGGCCAUUACAAACUUUCUCUGUAAGAAUUGUCAAUAUAAACAGCACCAGUGUUUCGCAUGUGGAAAAUUGGGUUCUUCUGAUAAAGCUAAUCAUGCUGAGGUCUUUCAUUGUGCUUCCGCAACUUGUGGUCAUUUCUAUCAUCCUCAAUGUGUUGCAAGACUGCUUCAUCGGGGAGACGAUGCUAAAGCUCAAGAACUUGAGAAAAAGAUUGCUGUAGGGGAAACAUUUACAUGUCCUGUCCAUAAGUGCCUUGUCUGUAAACAAGGAGAAAAAAAGGAGGAUGAUGAUUUGCAGUUUGCAGUAUGUAGACGUUGUCCUAAGGCGUACCACAGGAAAUGCUUGCCUAGGGAGAUCGCGUUUGAAGAUUUGGAGGAUGACGAUAUCAUACAAAGGGCUUGGGAUGAUCUCCUUCCGAAUCGUAUCUUGAUAUACUGUUUGGAGCAUGAUAUUGACGAAGACAUUGGGACGCCAGUGAGAGAUCACAUUCUAUUUCCAUAUGUUGAAGAAAAGAAGAAAAAGCGUCCUUUUGAGUUGCAAUCAGGCAAAGAGAAGAUCAGUACAGAAAAUAGAACUGUAGGUUCUGAUGACUCCACAAAAAAAAAUACUGUGAGGACUCUGAAACAACUUGGAAAGGUGCCUUCUGCUGUUAGAGAUGGUAGUUCUGUUGAAAAAAGUGUGAAACAACUUUCUGGGCAAGGAUAUGAUUUGUCAAAGAAAUCCACAAUAGUUGGCUCUAGGAAACCUCCUCUCAAAGAGAAGACAAAGCCCGUCUCCGACACGCCUUCUACAGCAGAAGAAAGCAAGUUAUCCUUGAGAGAGGAGAAGUUGAAUUCAGUGUUGAAUAGAGGGUUGGAACCAGUUAAGAGUAAGCAGAAGGAUGUAACCGGUGGUAAACUUGGAACCAUGACCGUGAAACCUGUCUUGAAGAAAUCAAACAGUUCUUCUUCAGUUGAUCCUGAAACAAAGAAAAGGAUACUGGAUUUAAUUCAAUGUUAUUCAUCAUCAAUCACCUUAGAGAAAAUCACGGAGAAAUUCAAAAUGCCAGUUACACAUGCACACUCCUCAAAAAACAUGGUUGACAGGACCAUUACUCAGGGAAAGGUGGAGGGUUCCGUUGAGGCUGCUCGUGCGGCUUUACAGAAGUUUGAAGAAGGAUGGAGCAUUGAUGAUGUGAAGGAACUUUGUGCACCUGAUGUCCUGUAUAAGCUAGUUCAAUGGAAGAAUAAGCUUAGAGUAUAUCUUGCGCCCUUUCUUCACGGCAUGCGUUAUACAUCUUUUGGGCGCCAUUUUACUAAAAUUGACAAGCUUAAGGAGAUCGCUGACAUGCUCCACUCGUAUGUUCAACCUGGUGAUACGAUAGUUGAUUUCUGCUGUGGUGCCAAUGACUUUAGUUGGCUAAUGAAAGAAAAGCUUGAAGAAACUGGCAGGAAGUGUUCGUUCAGGAACUAUGAUCAUAUUCAGCCAAAGAAUGACUUUUGCUUUGAGAAGAGAGAUUGGAUGAAGGUCUGGCCAAAAGAAUUGCCAACUGGAUCCCAAUUGAUCAUGGGUCUAAAUCCUCCAUUCGGAGUUAAAGGUGCUCUAGCAAACCAAUUCAUUGAUAAGGCCCUUGAGUUCAAGCCUAAGAUCCUCAUUCUUAUCGUUCCACCUGAAACAGAAAGAUUGGAUGAAAAGGAAUCACCAUAUGACCUGAUUUGGGAGGAUGAUAAGAAACUCUCUGGCAAGUCCUUUUACCUUCCUGGGUCUGUUGACGUGAAUGACAAACAAAUGGACCAAUGGAACGUAAAACCACCACUGCUGUCUCUUUGGAGCCGCCCUGAUUGGACUGCAAGGCACAGAGAAAUAGCUCUCAAGCAGGGCCACAUAUCCAAGGAGCAGAGAAGGUCAUCUAUGGAAAAAAAUAAUCUUAAUGAUGCACGAGUUUCUGAUCAUUCACCAAAAAUAAAACCAGUCAUUGAUAAUCGUAAGGAAGAUGAUCAUGAUCACUAUAUCGGUAUCUCUAAAUCGAGUCACAUUCUGAGUAGAACACAUGAUCUGCCCGAGCAAAAAAAUGAAACAGAACCUGAAGAAACAAGAACAGUUGUACCUGAAGAGCAGAAGGAAAGCUUCCCACUGAAACAUGAUGUCAGAGUCAUCCGAGAUAGGCAUGACAAAAGUGCUGUUGGAGAAGGCCAUGAUAAGCAUCAUAACCGUAAGAGGAACCAGUCCUCUGAGAAUCCAAAGGAAUGGCAAGAUAAGAAGAGGCAAACAAAGGCUAAAGCUGAUGCACCAUCCGAGAGAAAAUAUGACAGUGUCAGGCCUCAGUCCAGAGAGAAACACAGUAGAACACCUCCAGUGGCCAAUUCCCUCCUAGACAGGACAGAUUCCAGAAACUUAUUGGAGCCUCAGUCCAGAGAGAGACACAGUAGAACACCUCCAGUGGCCAAUUCCCUCCUAGACAGGACAGAUCCCAGAAACUUAUUGGAAAGUCAUUCAUCUGAAGGCCAUGAGAUUAUCCCAGAAAGGGCCGUCAACGACGAAAGCUCCCGGCAUUUUCAGCCCGGCCUUUCUGGUUCUGGUUUGGGGUUUUUAACUGGAUAUGGAGGGAAUCGUAGUAGUUUUGCCUCUGAGGAUUUUGAUGAUAUUGAAAGGAGGUAUAGUUUGAGCUCAGGUAACCAGUUUUCGGGUGGGACCCAUAUAGGGGCAACUGGCAGUAGUUCGACCCUGCCCCAGGAGUAUGGGGUUCGCGGUUCGAUUGAAGAGUUCUCACGGUACACUAGAGACGGUAUGGAUAAGUAUGGUGGGCGGUCAUACGUGACUGAACGGGAUGAGUUCAAUAGGAGGGAGGAUAUCAGGUCGCAGCUCCGUCUUUAUGGCCAGCAAAAUGGUGAAACUUUGCCCCGCAGCAGCACCCUUCAAGCUGGUCAAUCGCUGUCUUCCACACCUUAUGGGCUUAUGGGUUCAGCAAGUGAUUCAUCCUACCAAAGGAUGAACUCAUCAGCAAUGCAGCGGUACGCACCUCGCCUUGACGAGUUGAACCACACAAGGAUGAGUACUUAUGGGGCUGAUACUUCAGGGACUGCUGGUAGAAGUGCUUAUGACGUGCAGGGGACGCAAAGUGGCUUCCAUGUUGACUCGAUCGGCUUUGUGCCUGGUCCACAACGCCCCUUCUCCCACCAUAAUAACUCAUCUGGCUGGCUCAAUGAGUGAGUCUUCUCUCACAAUUAAGC